Messenger RNA from Ostrinia furnacalis (Asian corn borer), 1526 nucleotides. RefSeq lists its product as uncharacterized. The record is from RefSeq and is a predicted model, not a curated record. The coding region runs from base 29 to 871 and encodes 280 amino acids. Lineage: Eukaryota; Metazoa; Arthropoda; Insecta; Lepidoptera; Crambidae. The transcript has 3 exons.
GGGGGUAAGGGGAGGGAAGCCUCCUUUUAUGGUGAGAAAUACGUCAUAUGAAGUUUGGGUACAUAAGGAAUCUAACGGUAACAAGGAGCCCACUCUCCAGAUCUUCAGCUUGCAGCCUAGAAGAGGAACAUCCAUCGGUUUUAAAAUGUCAAACGCUGAGGAGUUAUUCCCAUCAGAAGAUGAGGCGCCAGUGCAGCCUGAACCUGAAAAGAGGAAGAGGAAGAGCAGUAAAUCGGCGUCAACGUCCAAGAAAAGUAAAGCGGAACACGCUCAUCGCGUCACUGCUGCCGAAUUAUUUGGCAGCGACAGUGAAGACGACGACGUGACGCCGCCAGCGCCAUCACCGGUUCACUCAGCCAACUCUGAAGCAACCAAUAUAAUGAUGCAUUGUCAGAAAUGUGAAAUUGAUUUGCCGAAACAUAAAUACAGAUAUCAUAUUAUGAGAACGAACUUGCACAAAUCCAAUUGUUUAUUAAAAUCAGAAUUUAAUAAUAUUGAAAUAAUUGCAACAGCAUUUAAGAACAGAAUUGUUACAUAUCGCUUAAAUCCAACACAAGAAGUCGAGUACCUCACUCCUGAGGCGUUCUUGUGUGAAAAACAAAGUGAUGUAUUAAAAGUUAUUGAAAUUUUAUUAAAUAAACAUAAUUGUAUUAAAAUUAACUUUGAACUGUUUGUUAACUUUACAUUACCAGAAACUAAUGCGCAGCAACUUAAAUCAUUUAACACAAAGUAUCAAGUUGUUUACAGAAGUACAGAUUUGAAUGAAUUAUAUGAUGAUGUUGUUGAGAAAGUAAAAGAGAAAAUGAUAGAGUUCCAACAUUGUACAUCCGGAUGGUCUUAUUUUGGAAUAAGUCAUUUAGAAAUUAAUUAAUAUAAAUAAAUAUUGUCCUAUGAGAGGUGGGAGUUACAUACCUUUGCCAGAUAAAAUAAAAAACACGAAAAGUUGUCUUAAUAUUCAGAAUAAUGAUAAUCACUGUUUUUUAUGGAGCAUUAUUGCAGCUUUAUUUCCUUCAAGAAAUAAUGUGUGUCGAGUAAAUUCUUUCCCGCAUUAUUCAGAUGUCUUAAAUGUAGAGGGAAUGUCAUUCCCACCCUCAGUAAGUGACAUUAAAUUAUUUGAAAAGAAUAAUCCAAAUAUUAGCAUUAAUGUUUAUGGUUUAAAUAAAUGUAUUGUUACAGGACCUCUGUAUAUGACCAAAACAAAAAAAACUAACCACAUUAAUUUAUUAUACUUUGAACAGCACAAUAAGGGACAUUAUUGUUUAAUAAAAAACCUUUUGAGAUUAAUCCGAAGGCAAAUAAGUCAUCAUAAGGGCACGGCUUAUUUUUGUGAUUCUUGUUUGCAAUGUUUCUUGAAAGAAGACAAAUAUAAGUCACACCGUUGUUCUCAAGUAUUAACCGUUAUGCCAGAAAAAAAUACUUGUAUUCAGUUUAAAAAUUAUGAACGCAAACAAAAAAUAAAUUUUAUAAUAUAUGCUGAUUUUGAGAGUAUGCUAAUGAAUUGUGAAACAGAGUCUGAUAAAAAUAAA